Messenger RNA from Bombus huntii, 1875 nucleotides. RefSeq names its product lipopolysaccharide-induced tumor necrosis factor-alpha factor homolog. NCBI's taxonomy places the organism in Eukaryota, Metazoa, Arthropoda, Insecta, Hymenoptera, Apidae. Bases 502 to 861 code for a protein of 119 amino acids. The transcript is spliced from 4 exons. Gene Ontology annotation, molecular function: zinc ion binding. The record is from RefSeq and is a predicted model, not a curated record.
UCGAUAGUUUAAUUUUUUGGUAAUAUAAUCAACCAAUACAUUGGUUCAAUUUUAUUACAUUUUUUUGUAACAUAUAGUGAGGAUGUUUAUAUGGAAACUCGUUUUCAUAAUUAAUAAUUUUAUCAGUGCCUUAUGGCAUGUAAUUUGUAUAGCAAAUAAAUUGCUAGAAAUCGCGUUUAAUAUGUUUUCCCAGUUGAUUUAAUCGAUUUCGGUAUUUAGAAAUUUCUUCAAGUUUGAUAAUCCAAUCUUUUUUUUUUUUCUUUUUUUGUUAAUAUGACACGUAUACAAUGAAAUAAAAUAACUUGAAUACUCGCAUUCUAGACACCGCAACUCAUUCGGUAAUAACUUGCGCAACAUUAGAUUAUGGUUACGAAACCUUCUGUAUUUGCUGUAGAACUAUUACAAUAUAAAUUGUUGUGUCAUUAAACAAUUCUUAGAAAUUUUAAGUAACUCCAACGAGAAAAUAAAAGGCCACUAUAUAAUAAGAAUUAAAAUAUUGUCAUGGAAAAAAGUGCAACAAUGUCGCCACCACCACCACCACCACCACCUGGUUUUAUCCCACCACCACCAUGUCAUUCUGUCCCACCACCGUCAUAUGAGCAACCACAAGGAACUCCCGUUAUCAUAAGGAAUUUAAAUUUUGGUCCUGAACAACAGCAUAUAAUAUGUCCUUCUUGUCAUGCAAAUGUGCUCACAGUAAUUGAAAGGGAAGCAAACAUGAAAACUCAUCUCUUCGCAUUAGGACUAUGUAUUUUAGGGUGCUGGUGUUGUGCUCCUUGCCCUUACUGCAUGGAUAGUUGUUUGGUAACAAAACAUUAUUGUCCUAGUUGUAGAUCAUAUUUAGGACAAAGUGAUAAUUAAUUCUAUGGUAACAUUGUCAAAACCAUUUCCUUAUAUAUAUAUAUAUAAUAUAAUAUAAUAUAAUAUAAUAUAAUAUAAUAUAUAUUAUUCUGACUUUUUAUAAGGCAUAAACAAUAUUUUGCGCAUUUAUUUUAUAAAAUUACUUUUUUUUAAAGUGUUCAUAAUCUUGAAAAUAUGACCAAAAAACAUAGAUUUUUUAUAUAAGGUUGUAGAUGCUUAUUCCAACUUAAGUUAAUUGGUUAAUUAACUUAAUUUUAAUGAUUAGAAAUUUAAAGUUGUCGAUAUAAUUUAUAGAAAGGUAACUUUUAAAUCAAUUUUGUAAUUGUAUUAAUAUCUCGUUUUAUACUUUUUAGCACUCAAUUGUAAAUUUAAACACUAUUUUAAAUAUGACUGCUAAACAAGUACAGAUGUUCAUUUUAAUAUUAUACAUAUACAAUAUAUAUUAUAUACAGGGUGGUUGGUAACUGGUGGUACAAGCGGAAAGGGGGUGAUUCUACGCAAAAAAAGAAGUCGAAAAUAUAGAAUAAAAAUUUUUUUUUUUAAUUUUUCCAUCGAGACAACGAUCUACAGUGAGAUACGUUAUAACGUACCGCACGCGUACCGAGCGAAAAUUCAAAGUCGAUUUUCUCGAAAACAAAGUCUCAAACGAAAAAUUUUUAUUCUAUAUUUUCGACUUCUUUUUUCUCGUAGAAUCACCCCCUUUCCGCUUGUACCACCAAUUACCAACCACCCUGUAUAUAAACAAAUAUUCUAAAAUUUAUAUUAUAAAUUUUUAUGAAAAUUUUUUUAAAUGUAAGAUCUAGAAUUGUAAAUUAAAAAUGACUAUACUACUACCAUCAAUAAUAAGUUUUGUAUUAAUAUACUGAAAUCUUUUUAUUAUUUAAUUACAUACAUUUAUGUAUAAAUCUGAUUUAUUGCUUCUCAAUCAAUCUUAUGUAUAAAAAAUCUUUGAUGUUAUAGUCAGAAUGAAGCACAUGAAAGAAUAGGUAUUGCAAUAAAUAUUUUUAUUGAAGA